UGAUGUUCCCGACGGCCCGUGCGUCGGCGGUGGUUGGGUGGUAAGAUGGCGGCUGUGAGUCUGCGGCUCGGCGAUUUGGUGUGGGGGAAACUCGGCCGGUAUCCUCCUUGGCCGGGAAAGAUUGUUAACCCACCCAAGGACUUAAAGAAACCGCGUGGGAAGAAAUGCUUCUUUGUAAAGUUUUUCGGAACAGAAGAUCAUGCCUGGAUCAAAGUGGAACAGCUCAAGCCGUAUCAUGCACAUAAGGAGGAAAUGAUAAAGAUUAACAAGGGAAAACGAUUCCAGCAAGCUGUGGAUGCCGUAGAAGAGUUCCUCAGGAGAGCCAAAGGGAAAGACCAGACAUCAUCCCACAGUUCUGCUGAUGACAAGAAUCGGCGUAAUUCCAGUGAGGAGAGAAGUAGGCCAAACUCAGGUGAUGAGAAGCGCAAGCUUAGCCUGUCUGAAGGGAAGGUGAAGAAGAACAUGGGAGAAGGAAAGAAGAGGGUGUCUUCAGGCUCCUCAGAGAGAGGCUCCAAGUCCCCUCUGAAAAGAGCCCAAGAGCAAAGUCCCCGGAAGCGAGGUCGGCCCCCAAAGGAUGAGAAGGACCUCACCAUCCCCGAGUCUAGUACUGUGAAGGGGAUGAUGGCCGGAUCCGUGGCCGCGUUUAAAUGGCAGCCAACCGUGAGCGAGCCUGUUAAAGAUGCAGACCCUCAUUUCCAUCACUUCCUGCUCAGCCAAACCGAGAAGCCAGCUGUCUGUUACCAGGCAAUCACAAAGAAAUUGAAAAUAUGUGAAGAGGAGACUGGGUCCACCUCCAUCCAGGCAGCAGACAGCACGGCUGUGAAUGGCAGCAUCACACCCACAGACAAAAAGAUAGGAUUUUUGGGCCUUGGUCUCAUGGGAAGUGGCAUCGUCUCCAACUUGCUAAAAAUGGGUCACACGGUGACUGUCUGGAACCGGACUGCAGAGAAAUGUGAUUUGUUCAUCCAGGAGGGGGCCCGCCUAGGAAGAACCCCCGCUGAAGUCGUUUCAACUUGUGACAUCACGUUUGCCUGCGUGUCGGAUCCAAAGGCAGCCAAGGACCUGGUGCUGGGCCCCAGUGGUGUGCUGCAAGGGAUCCGCCCCGGGAAGUGCUACGUGGACAUGUCAACAGUGGAUGCUGACACAGUCACCGAGCUGGCCCAGGUGAUUGUGUCCAGGGGGGGCCGCUUUCUGGAAGCCCCGGUCUCAGGGAAUCAGCAGCUAUCUAAUGAUGGGAUGUUGGUGAUCUUAGCGGCCGGAGACAGGGGCUUAUAUGAGGACUGCAGCAGCUGCUUCCAGGCAAUGGGGAAGACCUCCUUCUUUCUAGGCGAGGUUGGCAACGCAGCUAAGAUGAUGCUGAUCGUGAACAUGGUCCAGGGGAGCUUCAUGGCCACCAUCGCUGAGGGCCUCACCCUGGCCCAAGUGACAGGCCAGUCCCAGCAGACACUCUUGGACAUCCUCAAUCAGGGACAGUUGGCCAGCAUCUUCCUGGACCAGAAGUGCCAAAAUAUCCUGCAAGGAAACUUUAAGCCCGAUUUCUACCUGAAAUACAUUCAGAAGGAUCUCCGUCUAGCCAUUGCGCUGGGUGAUGCCGUCAACCAUCCGACUCCUAUGGCAGCUGCAGCCAAUGAGGUAACAGCAGGAGGCCGCGGUGCUAGUCCCAGCAGCCCUCCUUUGUUUCCCUUGCACUCCUCCCUCUGCUUACUUUGGCUUGGCUUGGCUCUGUGUCUAACCUCUCAAGGUGGAAUCUUAGGUUGUUGAUUUUAGACCUUCCUUUUCUAAGUAUAUUUCCUCCGAGCCAUGCUUACUUCCCUGGGAGUUCUUCUUUGACCUGUGGAUUAUUUGUCAAAUACAAAUAAAAACCCUGAAGGGUUUCCUAGAUACCUAAUGGUUAUUGAUUUUUA
Molecule: messenger RNA, 1904 nt
Organism: Physeter macrocephalus (sperm whale)
Lineage: Eukaryota; Metazoa; Chordata; Mammalia; Artiodactyla; Physeteridae
Gene: GLYR1
Product: glyoxylate reductase 1 homolog
Exons: 15
Coding region: 46-1761 (571 amino acids)
Molecular function (GO): NADP binding; oxidoreductase activity; NAD binding
Source: RefSeq, a predicted model, not a curated record